AUGACUAUAUAUUUGACAGAUUUGGGAACAAAGGUUAAAUUGGAGGGUGACAUCAACCGUGGUGUGGCUUUUUAUAAGAAAGCUUUGUAUUAUAAUUGGCAUUAUGCUGAUACUAUGUAUAAUCUUGGGGUUGCGUAUGGUGAGAUGCUUAAGUUUGAUAUGGCUAUUGUGUUCUAUGAACUUGCCUUCCACUUCAAUCCUCAUUGUGCGGAAGCUUGUAACAAUCUAGGUGUUAUAUAUAAGGAUCGUGACAACCUUGAUAAAGCAGUGGAAUGUUACCAGCUUGCUUUGGGAAUCAAACCCAACUUUUCAGGAAAAAUGGAUGCUGCGGCAAGUAUGAUUGAGAAAGCUAUCAUUGCAAAUCCAACAUAUGCAGAGGCCUACAAUAACUUAGGUCUUCUUUUAUCUUUAAUUGAUAAUUAG
Messenger RNA from Sphenostylis stenocarpa, 423 nucleotides. The record is from the annotation of a GenBank genome assembly. NCBI's taxonomy places the organism in Eukaryota, Viridiplantae, Streptophyta, Magnoliopsida, Fabales, Fabaceae.